Messenger RNA from Oncorhynchus masou masou (cherry salmon), 1374 nucleotides. Its product is annotated as B-cell receptor CD22-like. Gene Ontology annotation, biological process: cell-cell adhesion. The transcript has 5 exons. The record is from RefSeq and is a predicted model, not a curated record. NCBI's taxonomy places the organism in Eukaryota, Metazoa, Chordata, Actinopteri, Salmoniformes, Salmonidae. The coding region runs from base 499 to 1374 and encodes 291 amino acids. Gene Ontology annotation, cellular component: membrane.
UGUUGGUUAUUAUUCCACCACAUCAUCAUUCUGGUUUAGAAGUGAUAAGUCGACCCCUGAAGACCUAACCACAGACCCAGGGUAUGCAGGUCGUGUGAAGUACUCUGACAAAGAGAGAUGGAGAUAUGAAGGUCCCUCCACCCUGAGAAUCACAGAUCUGAGAGAGGACGACUCAGCUGAGUAUCGCUUCACUUUUAAAGCAGACAACAUUGAAUGGGGUCAUAGUUUCCCAGGAACAACUCUGUCUGUCACAGGUAAUACUACACUGUAUGAUACAACUGUAAAUCAUAUUGAAUUACAGGAUAAAUAUAUUAACCAUCCUGUUAACACAGAGGUGUAUGUGGUUUUAUACAUAUUGUUUCAGGUCUGCAGGUGAAGGUGACUCCUGCUGCAGAGGGACAGAAGACACUGACCUGUAGCACCACCUGUACUCUGACUGACAACCCCACCUACAUCUGGUACAAGAACGGACAGAAUGUACAAGGUGUCUCCUCCCCCAUGUACUCCAUCCGCAGUGAGGAUGCAGACAGCUACUUCUGUGCUGUAAAAGGCCGUCUCAGCUCUCCUGCAGUGUAUAAACCAAAGACCUCAGUGUCAGUCAGUCCCUCUGGUGAAAUAGUGGAGGGCAGUUCAGUGACUCUGACCUGCAGCAGUGAUGCCAACCCACCUGUCCAGAGUUACACCUGGUGGUACAAGAAGAAUGGAGGUGACUGUCAGAGUAUGACAGGACCACAGCAUGUCUUCAGUCACAUCCAGUCAUCUGACAGUGGAGAGUACUACUGUGAGUCCCAGAAUGAGAUGGGGACAGACAGGUCUGGGACCAUCAACAUGGAUGUGAAAUAUAAACCAAAGAACCCCUCAGUGUCAGUCAGUCCCUCUGGUGAAAUAGUGGAGGGCAGUUCAGUGACUCUGACCUGCAGCAGUGAUGCCAACCCACCUGUGGACAAAUACACCUGGUACAAGAAGAACGUAACCUCACCAAAAGCAUCAGGACAGAGUUACAGCAUCACUUACAUCAUCUCUGAGGACAGAGGAGAAUAUUACUGUGAGGCUGAGAAUAAAUAUGGACGACUCAACUCUUCUUCUGUGUUUGUGGACGUUCAGUAUGGCCCAAAGAACACCUCAGUGUCAGUCAGUCCCUCUGGUGAAAUAGUGGAGGGCAGUUCAGUGACUCUGACCUGCAGCAGUGAUGCCAACCCACCUGUGGACAAAUACACCUGGUACUUUCAAAAUGAGACUUUUCUAAAUGGAUGUGGACAGAUGUACAACAUCAGUAACUUCAAGUCAGUGGACAGUGGACAUUACCACUGUGAGGCCUGGAAUAGAAGAGGAUCUAGGAACUCUACAGCUCUGAUGAUCAUUUUACCAGAUUAG